Molecule: messenger RNA, 1044 nt
Organism: Cuscuta europaea
Lineage: Eukaryota; Viridiplantae; Streptophyta; Magnoliopsida; Solanales; Convolvulaceae
Source: the annotation of a GenBank genome assembly
GUCCGAAAUACGAAAAAUAUGAGUUACACGGAGACUUCAAUCGGGAGUUCCGUCAACUCUUCACGUCCGUUAAAACGGUCUUUAGCCUGCCAGGCUGCCAGUCUUGCCGCCCUGCUCCUUGCCUCCUUCUCUCCCUUUUCGGAAAUCGGAAUCUUGUCCGGAUUCUUACUUCUCAGACUCUCAAUCCAGCUCCAACUCUCCAAGGCUUCAGGAGAUCAGGCCUUCAAACAUACGGGACUGGCCUACAGCAGGUGUUGAAGAUGGAUAUAAUAUCGCAGUUGCAAGAACAUGUGAAUUCGACGGCAGCUCUUGCCUUCAAUACUUUCGGAACGCUUCAGAGAGAUGCUUCUCCAGUUCGAUUGUCGGCUAAUUAUCCAGAACCCCCUCCCGCUGCUGCAAAGCCUGCCGAUGAUGCUGCGACAGCUGCAGCUGCAACGGCUAACGCUGUGGAGCAAUCCAAACUGAUGGCCGCUGAACUUGUCAAAGCUGCUAAACAGUUUGAUGCAUUGGUUGCUGCACUCCCAUUGUCUGAAGGGGGUGAAGAAGCUCAAUUAAAAAGAAUUGCAGAACUUCAGGCUGAAAAUGAUGAAGUAGGACAAGAACUUCAAAAGCAACUGGAAGCAGCAGAUAAGGAGCUGAAGCAGGUUCAAGAGCUGUUCAACCAAGCAUCAGAUAAUUGUUUGAACUUUAAAAAACCCAAUUAACGGUUAUAUACACAGUUUCAGAGCCAGAAAAAUGAUUCAGGGGUUGAAACUUCUCAAUUACAUAUAGAAGGAAAAUGGUGGAUUGUUGUUAGACAACACUCAGGUUGAAUGUUGUAUAUGUAGCUUAGAUAAAUGAGUUUAAAUGAGACUUAUAGAGUUACAAAUUUAAUAUAUAAGUCAUAUAUAUUGUAAACUUGUUUUAUAUGAGUUUAGUCUACGGGUUUCCAUAUCGGUUGUUGACUCAGAUGAGACCCUUUGUUUUACCCUGGAACUUUAUAGUUCUCCUCUCAUCUAGUUUAAUAUUAGGAUUUUUAUCAGAAAAAAUCAGCUAUUGAGUAUU